Molecule: messenger RNA, 711 nt
Organism: Ilyonectria robusta
Lineage: Eukaryota; Fungi; Ascomycota; Sordariomycetes; Hypocreales; Nectriaceae
Exons: 2
Coding region: 87-623 (178 amino acids)
Source: RefSeq, a predicted model, not a curated record
AUUUUAUGGGCGUUUACGUGCUUGUUUUCUUGUUUUCUGCGGCUACUUUUUCCACCAUGGGCCGGUGAUGCUCUUUGUACAUACCAAUGUUAGUGUUAGGAACGGGGCGUGAGCUGGGGUUGGGGAGUCGGACCGGGAACAGAAUAUCGGAUUGGCGCACGGCAUUAUUUGUUCAACAGGGAAAAAUUACAUACCUCUUCAUCGUAUCUUUAUUCUCCAUGCCUCUCAUGUUGCUCGUGUCGCACAACAGGACGCAAAUGUCACAUGGCCCAUUCAUGAAGUGCAUCAAGGUUCAGUAUGUGUGCAUAACCCGCCAAAUAUCAAUUCAUGAUGCAUGCCACCAGCCACUUGGGCGUAAACAUCUCUUUACAAAUCUAUGGACAAAACCUCGCCAUCCGAUCCCCCUGUUCGCGCCAACGCCACCGGGUUGGGUCAACGCCAAAAAUCCCAUUUGUUCGCUGGACUCUCUGAGGAGCACUUCCCAAAGUCGUUUGAAACAAGUAAAAAAAAGGACGAAGAGAGGGGGGAGAAUGAUUCUAAAACCAAUGCUGCCGUGGUCUAAUAUAUACCGAGGCAAAUGCCCGCACGGGCUCUAUCCCGACUCCAGAUCAAAUUAUCCGUAGGUAUGCUUAGGCUUCAAGCCCAUGAUCUUGUUAAAAUACGCCAUCAUGGACACAUGAGUUUCAGCCAAAAGCUACCUCGGACUGCUUG